CGUUGAGCUCACAACAUCCUCCAUUGACUUCUCAAUUGACCAUCAAGCUUCGAUUGAGGUUCUCCACCAUGUCGGGAACCAUAUUACAUCUCCGCUCCGAAUUGGGCAAGGCAUUAGAGCACCGCAGCGCCCUCACACCGUCAACUGCCAAAGCACUCAUUGACGCUGGCUAUACUGUCAAUGUCGAGCGAAGCCCUGAGCGUAUAUUCGACGACGAAGAGUUCGAGAAGGUCGGAGCUACAUUGGUGCCAGAAAAUACAUGGAGAGAGGCUUCUGCUGAUCACAUCAUCAUUGGAUUGAAAGAGCUGCCAGUGGAAGAGUUCCCUCUCAAACAUACACAUGUCCAAUUCGCACAUUGCUACAAGCAACAAGGAGGCUGGGAAAAGGUCCUGUCUCGUUUCCCUCGUGGGGGUGGAACUCUGCUAGAUCUUGAAUUCUUGACGGACGACCGAGGACGCCGUGUUGCAGCUUUUGGAUACCAUGCAGGCUUUGCUGGUGCAGCUCUGGCACUCGAGACAUGGGCUUGGCAACUCUCACACACAGAGCCCUUUCCGGGAGUCUCGAGCUACCCCAAUGAAGAUGAAUUGAUCGUGGAUGUCAAGAAGGCUAUCGCAGCAGGAAAGGAAAAGACUGGGAGGGAUCCUCGAGUCCUGGUUAUUGGCGCUUUAGGACGAUGCGGCAGUGGUGCGGUGGACAUGUGCUUGCGAGCUGGCGUACCCACCGAGAACGUGCUCAAGUGGGAUCUGGCAGAGACAGCCAAGGGUGGACCUUUUCCUGAGAUUGUGGAGAGUGAUAUCUUCGUCAACUGCAUAUAUCUCAUAUCCAAGAUCUCCAACUUUGUCGACAUGAAGAGCCUCGAUGUCCCAGAUCGCAAGCUGUCGGUCAUUUGCGAUGUCAGUGCGGAUACGACAAACCCCAACAAUCCUGUGCCAGUCUACACGGUUGCUACUACUUUCACGGAACCUACGGUACCUGUCGAGGUCAAAGCAGAACCGAAGUUGUCGGUCAUUAGCAUCGAUCAUUUACCGAGCUUGUUGCCACGAGAAGCAAGCGAGGCAUUCAGCAAGGACUUAUUACCAAGUCUCUUAACUUUGAACAAGUGGCGAACUACUGAUCCCUGGGCAAAGGCCGAGAAGCUCUUCCAGGAGAAAGUCGCUAGUCUUCCCAAUAGCUAUUUAGAAUAGAUAAGGACCUUUCGUUUCUUAAGCGAGAUAGACCAAGUGCUCAAGCCAAAAAAGUAAUGACUCUUCAUCCUUCACGCUCGCGGCCAGGAAAGUAAUCCUUUGAGUGCAUGGCGAUGAGUGUUACUUUUACAUUUACAUGAAGGAGGGAAUACAAUUUCGAAGAGGCAAAAUUUGAAACGGGGACGAAAGAAAAUAGUACUGUGAGGGAGCUUGUAAAAUGCCUUGAAAAUACCAUUAUGGUUACUUUAUUUCGCGACAGGUCAGUAAUAGCCCAUUACACUCGCUACGUCAUACACCCGUUUUUAUAACAUCACGAUGUUUCGACUGUCGGGAUGUAGUGACUUCAUGUCUAAAUUG
Mollisia scopiformis is the source of this 1541-nucleotide messenger RNA. RefSeq names its product saccharopine dehydrogenase. NCBI's taxonomy places the organism in Eukaryota, Fungi, Ascomycota, Leotiomycetes, Helotiales, Mollisiaceae. The coding region runs from base 69 to 1184 and encodes 371 amino acids. The transcript has 2 exons. Gene Ontology annotation, cellular component: cytoplasm. Gene Ontology annotation, molecular function: saccharopine dehydrogenase (NAD+, L-lysine-forming) activity. The record is from RefSeq and is a predicted model, not a curated record.